Rotaria sordida is the source of this 630-nucleotide messenger RNA. Lineage: Eukaryota; Metazoa; Rotifera; Eurotatoria; Philodinida; Philodinidae. The record is from the annotation of a GenBank genome assembly.
AUGAAUACAAAAUGUGGACUAAUAUCAUUCAACUGUUUUCUAUCUACAAGUGAGAAUCGUGAAGUCGCAGACGAAUUUGCUGAUAUUGCUCUACCGGAUCCCAAUUUAAUUGGCAUUAUCUUCAAAAUGACUAUUCAUCCAUCUGUUUCGUCAACUCCUUUCGCCGCUAUUAACGAGGUUAGUUAUUUCAAAACAGAACAAGAAGUUCUUUUUUCAAUGCACACCAUUUUUCGAAUUGUUGAUACCAUUAGUAUAGACAAUAAUAAUCGACUUUAUCAAGUAGAAUUAAGACUAACUGCUGAUGAAGAUCAAGAACUCCGAACACUUGGAGAAUACAUACGAAACGAAACUAGUGCAUCAACAGGAUGGGAACGACUUAGUAAAUUGUUAGUUGGUAUAGGUCAGUAUGAAAAAGCCGAAGAGUUUUUUAAAGUAUUACUCGAACAAACAUCUGAUGAACAAAAGAAGGGACUACUCUACAAUCAGCUUGGAUUUAUAAGAGAACAUCAACGUGAUUAUGAAAAGGCAAUUUUCUAUUAUGAUAAAUCACUAGAAAUUGAACGAAAAACUCAUCCUCCAAAUUAUUCUGGAUUAGUCACUUGCUACAACAAUAUUGGUGAAGUGUAUUGA